UGUCCCUGUUUCCUCUCUUUCUCUCCUUCUCUUCUUCUACUCCUCCUCGCCCCACAACCUCACCAAUAUCCCUCCCUUUCCCCCUCACUCACUUAAUCCUCAUACCCUUCUUCCGACAACGAAUUAAUACCAUGCAACAACGGCUGCAGUCUCGUCGCUUUCGGGGUCGCACUCGAGUCGCAUCCCUCCUUCUUGCCGUUCUUCUGCUCGACCUGAUCGCCCUUACAAGUUCACUCCCUCUCCUCCCUUCACACCGCUUCGAGGGCACCUUUGUCGGAGCAAUUGAAGAAAAGACCUUGCUUGUUGCGCUCGAAAAGCGUGCCCCUGCACCCCCGGUCAGCGCUCCCGUGGCGCCUACCUCUGCAAGUACUGAACAGGCCACAACCACAGAGGAGCCACCAAAGACCGCCACGACGGUCGAUCCACCACCCACGGCCACAACAACGGAGCCCCCGGUAACGACAACAGACCCCCCCGUAACGACAACCACAACCACUACAACCACUACAACAGCCAAACCCACCACCACCACCGCGGAGACCCACCCCACGACCACGUCUUCUUCUUCCGAGCCAGAGCCAACAGAGACAUCCACGCGUACCUCAGCGACUGGCCGUCAGACUACGGGAAGACCAACUGGCACAGGAGGACCCGUCAAUCCACCAAGCAGCCCGACCACCACCAAUUCAACCUCUCCUCCAACGGCUACGCCUACCAACGGGGAGAAAUCGUCAAAACCUCCAGUGCUGCCUAUUGUACUCGGCACUGUCCUUGGUCUAGGGGCCCUGAUCGGUGCUGGCGUGUUUUUCUUUUUCCGAUUCCGAAAGCACAGGCGAUUUGAUUCUAAGCGGCCUCUUAGUUUCUUAGCACUGUCACUUGAGGAUCCCGCGGGAGGUGCGGAGGCGGGAUCCUCAAGGGCUGCGGGAACGGAUGCAAUUUAUGAUGCGAAUCGACCAAUCACGUCCCAGCCAUCAUUGCGAUACACACCCCCGGCCAUGGCAGGGGUCUUGGGCAACAGUCGAUUCAGCUAUCAGACAUCUUCGGACCGCUCUUCUUCAACUGUGGGACAGUUCGCGCAAUGGAGCCAGGAUGAUGAGAACGCGGCGCUUGUAGGCGGACCCUCAAGACAGCAGCAGAUCAUGAUGACAGAGCACGGCCAGGAUGGAUACUCAGAUGGUCGGUUCAACGGGGGCCUGCACGCACAAGAGCAUGACCUGCUGUCGGACGACAAUGGUCUGCAACAACGCAGACCAGACUCUGAGCAAUCGUUCAUUGCCACCUCGAUGUUUCCUCUUGCACCCAAUGAUCCUCGCCGUGCAAGAUACAGCCGUCAGCAGAAUCAACCGCAGGGAGUAGCACAGGAACAGGAGGCGAUCACAGCGCGAGACAUGGGAGAUCCUCAACAGAUAUCUCCGACCUUGCCAAAAGAGAGCGUUCCCCUGCGCGCGUUGAACUCCAAUAGGCCACAAGAAGGUCCUGGAUCCCCGUUAUCACGGCCAUUGAGCAUUCAUUCCAACGCUGCCUCUGUGCUGUCCGUCAAGAACCCGACCGAAGUCCCUGGCCGUCAGCCGAGUGUUAGGUCUACUCGCAGCGUUGGUGGUGCUUCUAGUGGCGAGCCUGGCAAGGAGGGGCCUACCAGCCGUCCAUCAGGAGAGGGUCUUCAGUAUCUGUAGAAUAACAUAUCCGAUGUCUUAUAUGUCUGUGUAAUAAACUUCGAUGUUGCUUGUCAGACUAUGCGCAGCCGUCACGUUCAGCCCAGUUUCAAGAUGCAGGCGCGCCAUCAU
Gamsiella multidivaricata is the source of this 1784-nucleotide messenger RNA. RefSeq lists its product as uncharacterized. Bases 132 to 1673 code for a protein of 513 amino acids. The transcript is spliced from 2 exons. Lineage: Eukaryota; Fungi; Mortierellomycota; Mortierellomycetes; Mortierellales; Mortierellaceae. The record is from RefSeq and is a predicted model, not a curated record.